UGUGCACAUAUUAGUGUGCAUGUGUGAGUGAUGAACAACGAAUUGCUUCAUUCCAGUUGUACUAGAAAAUGCUGCUACAAGGAAUGCGCAUUUGGCGUGUCAUUGCCUUUAUCCCUGAGUCAGAUUUCGGGUUGGUGUGGGAUCGAUCGUACUAUGUGCAUAUUGGCAUCCACAUUAGCAGCUUUGGCUGUGAAGGGCUUUGGGACGACUCACUGUAGUGGCAGCCAGGAUAUGGCAGACAGCAAUAUGGCCAUGGCCUCCAACUCCAGGCAGAUGUUGGAGAGCUUACUGAACAAAAGUAUGAGGAUCCAAAUGACCGAUGGCAGGACAUUGAUUGGUCUCUUCCUGUGCACGGACCGGGACUGCAACGUCAUUUUGGGCUCAGCCCAGGAGUACCUGAAACCAACAGAUUCCUUGGCACACGGUGAACCGCGAGUGCUGGGUCUGGCCAUGAUCCCUGGGCAUCACAUAGUUUCGAUCGAGGUUGAAAUGGACAGUGUGUCAAGCCCACCGUAUAUGUGAGGCAGAGCUUGGCUGUUGGAAGCCAGGCAUGCAUUGGGUGCCGAGGCCUGGGUGCACGGUCAAUGUCAGUUGCACUGUGAGGACCAUGACCUUCCCCACCCCUGCCCAGGCUUCCACCCAGCCAGCACCUUGUUCGUCGUUAUUGCAUUGGUGGCAGGGGCUUGUUCCUUUUGAAGAUUACUUGUGAAGUUCAACUGAGAAAUUGGAACAAGCUGGACAGCGUCGCCUGAGUCAGACCGUUGGCUGGUCCAUGUUUCUUCUGACCUCUUCCUCUUCCUCUUCCUUUUCCAACAUGAUGCAUGAGGCCUCCCAUGACCAUCCAGUCAAUACAUCGCCUGCCCUACACGCACCCCAAGAAAACCAACCUGGGAUCUAUAAACCUAUGACUUAUCAACAGCAGCUGCCCACUGAAGGGCACAUGAAUUGAGCCUCGGGGAUAUUGCUUUUCCAGUGAUUAUUUUGAAGCAGAGGGCUGAUUGAUUAGUGAACUUGAAAACUGUUUCCCAGUUUGUUCUUUAUGAUCCAUUAUCAGUAGCUUGUGUGAGUAUGUAUAUAUGUAUACAGAACAACCUCGGUUAUAUGAAUUUCAGAUUAUCUGAACAAGAUCUCAAGGUCCUGUAAAUUGUUAUGAACUCUGUAUAAAAACACAGUAUGAGAGAGACGCUUAUCCUGAAUCACAUAUAGGAGGACAUCCACCAGGACAAAAACAAUUUUUUUUUCAAACAUCCUGACAUGGGCAAACUACAAUGUAUUAACAACAACAAACAAUACACAAAAAUCUGAGUUGCAACUUGAAUUUCUGGAUCUUCCAGAAUCUUAAGAACUGGUUGCCUGGUUUCUGUCUGUCUGUCUGCCUCUCUGUCUGUCUGCCUGCCCCUCUGCGUUUCCCUGCCCCUCUGCGUUUCCCUCUCCCUUUCAGCAGGAGAGUGGGGCUGGAGCUGAAAUUCGCUUGUUGCAACUGAACAGGAGCUGCUUUAUCCUCGCUAGCAGAAGCCACUCGAUUUGUCCUCUACCUGCACACACACACACACACACACACACACACACGUGUUAAUGAACCUUUAGUUCACUCUUGUCCCAGUCCAAAAUGUUGCGUGAGUGAAAGUCAUCUGAAGUCAGUCGCUGUUCAGGAGUUGGCACGAUCACAAGAUGCUCCUGAGUGGACAGAAAGUUCAGUUGGAAUGUUCGGUAUGGCUUCCUUUGUUUACGAUCAGAUCAGUUCUUGGAACAGGGUACUCCCCACCUGUCUCGUUGCUCUGUAACCUGUCCUGGCGAGGAGCAGACUAGUUUGUUCAUUACCUCUCAGCACAUAAUGGGGAGCUGCCCAGCCACUGAGGCAUCGCAGGCACAUUUGCCUUGCUCUCAUGCACAAUGAGGUGUCUUCCCUGGAUGAUGGCUGUGCACUGUCUAUCACUCACUCCCCUUUCCCCUAUGAUAGCCUGUAGCUAUCACAUGCCUUGGACAGCUCACCCAUGCUCUGCAGGCUGACUAACACUGAGCUUCUCUCCUCUUCCAACCGCGCCACACGGCAAUAUCAAGACUUGUGGAUAUUUCUAUCUUUACUGCAGAUUUCCAGCCUGCACAGUGUUUUGGUCCUGGGAGUAAAUGUGAACAGUGGUGUCAGCAAAACAUGAUGCUUUGUAGGCAGAAAGCAUUAAUAUACAUAACCUGAGAGAGAGACAGACAGAAAAUAUGUAUUUUGUGGCAGUCAUUUUUAUUCAAAUAUGUGCAUUUAGGAAAAAUAUUUAAAUGAUUGAUUUUUUUUGUCCAUUUGAAAUGUUUAACAAAACGUAUGUGGCUAAACUCAAAAAAACUUGAGCCUCUGAGUUAUUGGGGACUGUAUUCAUCCGUUCUUCCUGUUGAUUUCGUCCAAUUUAUUUCACUCGGAGGUCUUGUUCCUCUAUGUGUUCAAUCUUUAGGAAAGGUUACCUGUGCUCCAUGCCACACCAAUAUUUUCCAUAGAGGUAUAACCUUUUUAUUUUUGUGGGAUUUGGGCAUCGCUGGCACAGUUGGCAUUUGCCCAGCCCUAGUUACCCAUUGAACUGAGUGGCUUUAAUCAGCCACUUCAGAGGGCUGUUCAGAAUCAACCAAAUUGAAGUCAUGUGAAGUUCCAGACCUGGUAAGAUAGAUUUCCUUCCCUAAAGGACAGUAGUCAACCAGUUAGGUUUUUACAGCAACUGGUGAUCAUUUCAUAGUCCCUGUUACUGAAAGUUGCUUUUAAUUUCAAAUUCUUUAAUUAAAUUUAAAGUUACACCGGCUGCAAUGGUAGAAUUUCCACACAUGACUCCACCUCCUUAGAGUGUUAGUCUGCCCCUGGAUUGCUCUUCUAUUGGCAUUACUGCUAAGCGAUCGCCUUACAUGGUGCGGCUUAUUUCUCUAGGCUGAGAGGGUGACCUGUUGGAGGCGACAAAUGUUAUGAAGGCAAGGUGACAAAAGAUAAUGGUAGAGAUGAUGUUCCUCAAGUGAGGGGAGGGGCAGAACUCAGGAAAAUAGUCACCAAGAAAUUCCAUCAGGAAUUCAGGAAAAACCUUUUCGCCCAGUGAGUGGGACAAUAUGGAAGUCACUGUAUAGAGAGUGGUCGGGGGAGUAGCAUCGAUUAAGGUUUGAGGGGGACGUGGAUCAGUUGCAUCCGGUUUCUGUGAAUACCUUGUAAGCUUCUUCCAGUAACAUUCAACUUCUGCCAGAACAUUCGCAAUACGCUUAUGUAGAUAGGCUUAAACAUGCAUAACUUCAACGACGCAAAGCUGUGAGGUGGGAAACUUUGUAUGCUGUUAUAUUAAAAAGCAAACAUUUUAUUUGUUA
This is a messenger RNA of Chiloscyllium plagiosum (whitespotted bambooshark), 3324 nucleotides long. It is a transcript of the gene naa38, whose product is annotated as N-alpha-acetyltransferase 38, NatC auxiliary subunit. The record is from RefSeq and is a predicted model, not a curated record. Gene Ontology annotation, molecular function: RNA binding. Gene Ontology annotation, cellular component: NatC complex. Lineage: Eukaryota; Metazoa; Chordata; Chondrichthyes; Orectolobiformes; Hemiscylliidae.